UCACUUUUGGUGAGUUUUGUUCGAACGUUCAUGCUGUGCAGUUCAGUUCUUAUGUUGUUGCUCUACUUCUCUCUUCCAGUCUUCACGUUGUUGUUUUCGUGUGUCUCGACAGCAGGAAGGAAAGUCAUUCCUAGAUUAUUCCGUGUUGAAAACAGUGUGCGAGAGAGAGAGAGAGCUUCGCAGAGCACUCAUUGGAGUCAUUGCUCAGCUCUCGGGUGCCUCCGUUUCGACGUGUUUGCAUUGGGUGCCAUUGCAACGAUGCCCUCAUAGAGAAAACUACCAGCUUUGAGGAAAACAGUUAUUAUGGUACUGCAGUAGUUGAGUUGAAGCAUUAGUGUUCUGCAUUCACUAUCGCUCCUGUUCUGGUGCGCCGUCUCGACUUCUCUAGCCUGUUUUUGCCAUAGAAGAGAAGACCAUGGAUAAAAUCAAAUCUUUUUUCGAGGAGAAGAAGUUGGACAGCAAGUUCAAGAAGGCGGGCGAGGGCCAUCGUCUCGAUGCUGCACCAUCGCAGCAGGCGUCAUCAGCUGCUGCUGGUGCUGCCGCUUCCAGGGCCGCGUCGGCGUCGGCAGGCUCCGCCAGGGCGGCUUCGGCAGCAGCACCAUCCUCGGCCUCGGCGAGUGGCGGUCAACCUCGUGCUGCUGCUGCUGCCGCCGCUGCUGCACCAGCAUCAGAAGCAAGUACGGCGGCGGCAGUGGCUGCUCUGAGCAGGCACGAGCAACACCAGCGUAACACUGCACCCAUCACUGGCACCGUGUUCCGGAGAAAAGCCAGCAGCGAAGCCUCUGCCAGUGCGAGCGCAUCGUCCUCUGGAGCGGCGGCAACGGCAGCGGAAAACCCCGUUGAUCCGGCCGUGCGUCAGCGCAACGCCAACAUUACGGGUCUAGGUGGCGGCGACAGUAGACUGUUUCCCGUCAAGCUGAUAUGUCCGAUGUGCGGCGAGAGCUUUGGACGGCAAGACCGUCAGGAGCAUCUGGAAAAGUGCUUUCGCGAGGAGCUGCCACGCGAGCCGCUGGUGACCUCGGCGUUUAUGCUGUUUACGAUGACGCGGAAUAGCGAAAAGUUGCAGGCGUGCGUGGAAACCAUCCGCAAGUACCUGAACAACAUCAUCAUGAACCCGACGGAGGCCAAGUACGGACGGAUACGCCUGCAGAAUGCCGUUGUGCGCGACCGAGUGGUGGUCGUACCGGGGGCCUUAGAGUUCCUUGAUGCAGUGAAAUUUAAGCUGCAUAAGAUGUCCAAGGACGGUGAGGCACCUGAAGAGGACUUUCUUGUCAUGGAGGAAGCAGACCGUGGGAACUCUGACAUGCUUACGGUUGCGAUGGAGAUCUUGGAAAAUACCAAGCCGCUGAAAGUGAAGUUAGACCGUUGCUUUCAGGUGUUACGUGUGUCCCAGCGGCUGACACAGUUCCCAUUGCCGGCCGCCUUCUUCCGCAUGACGGCCGAGGAGCUGAAGCGUGAACAGGCGCGGCGGAAACAAGAGGUUGAGACACUCUCCACUCUGCGCACACAGGCAAUGAGGGAUCGUGACACGCAGGCGGCACUGCGCACCUAUCGCUAUUGUGUGCUGCGCGUGCGCUUCCACGACGGUGCCGUCCUCCAGGCUAUGUUCUACCCGAACGAGAUGAUCUCUGAUGUGCGCCUGGCCAUAAACAGCGCUCUGCGAGAGGAGCUGCAGAAUGCGGAGUUUGUCAUGAUCGAUCCACGCGGCCGACCGGUGAAGGAUGAGAUGGUGACGUUGUCAGCAGCCCACUGGGUACCCCACGCACUGAUCACGGUCCACUUUGUGAAGCACGGCAGCGGACUGUCCCCCGAGGACACACGCUUUCUCAGAGUUGAACUCAUGAUGAACAUCGUUAGUGAUUACUAACACUAUAGCUAGCUACUCCGGCGUCGGCGUCGUCGUUGUCAGCCAGUCAACACAUCUCGUCGGCGUCGUCGUCGUGUGCUGCUAUCCAACACUGGUACGCUAUCUACAGAUGUGUGCAGCUUUGCGGACUAGUGCCGUUUGGUUGUCAAAGCACCAGCACCGCCAACUUGGCUAGCAAGUGGUUGCGUGGCGUGGCGCUUGCUGUCUGCGCCUGGAUGUUAGAGCGCGGUGGUCAGUGGAAACUAUCGCACCCGCGUGUGCGUGCUGCCGUUGUCGUCAUCGCCUUGUCUCGGGGCGUGUGUGUCCCUGCACGCAGUAGAUGCUGCUACCAGUCUUCGUGGUGGUAGUGGUGGUGAUGAUGUCGCUUCCGUCUUGUUGUCAAUGAGUCAAGCAUCUGCAGCUCGGUUAUACUAGUAGUUUGCCUGCAUUUGCCCAUCGCCAGCGGGGGUGCUGCUGCUGCGGGAUGUGGCGUUAGUUGUGAUGGGGAUUGCACCAAUCUGUACACUCCAUUUAUGUCCAAGUGCUGCCUGUCUCCUCGCACUGUGUGGGAGGACCCGCUGACAACACGCCAACCAGCCAUGCAAUGCAAUAGUGUAUAUUCACGUGUCUGGUCCUGGUCGCUCUGCUCUACUAGUACUCGGCCCCUGUAGAACACAAGCUCCGGGGCCGUGCCGCUGCUGCUGCUGCCGCUGCUGCUGCCGCUGCUGCUGCUGCUGCUGCUGCUGCUGCGGCAGUAGUAUUGUGUACCAUAGCAUGGAGUUGCUCUCGUCCUGUCUGUCCGCCCUCAAACUCAACGUGUAAGUGUAUAGUUUACCAGCGCGCACACACACGCACGCACCUUGUACACACACCUUGUCAUCGUCCGUAUGCCAUGUCCCCGUGAGUAGCAUGUAACCAUGGUAGCAAUACGUGUGCAGCUCCAGCAUGUUUGUCAGGCAUCUCACCUCGUCUCACAUGCUGCAUCUUAGUACAUGUAGUUAAGUUUCCAGUUUUCUUGUUCAGCAUGCCCCCCCCCCCCACUACUGUGGUGAGAUUCUUGCCCUGCUUGUUCAGCACUGUCCCCCCCCCCCCCCCCCGCCCACACACACACACACGCUGUACGCUACUCAGUGGUGAGAUUCUUGCCCUGCUUGUUCAGCACUGUCCCCCGCCCACACACACACGCUGUACGCUACUCAGUGGUGAGAUUCUUGCCCUGCUUGUUCAGCACUGUCCCCCCCCCCCCCCCACACACACACGCUGUACGCUACUCAGUGGUGAGAUUCUUGCCCUGCUUGUUCAGCACUGUUCCCCCCCCCCCCACACACACACGCUGUACGCUACUCAGUGGUGAGAUUCUUGCCCUGCUUGUUCAGCACCUGGGCUUCCCCCCCCCCCCCCCCCCUCCCUGAACCUACCCAGUUGUGUCCAAUGUCUUUAUUUCUACCCAUCAAGUCAUUGAACAUGGAAAUAGGUUUCAUGUGCUCUUGUUGCUACCGGAAGGCGUUUUGCCACAUCACGUUGAGUUUUGCUCCGCCAAGAUUUAUUUCUGCUUGCUGGCGUUUUAUCUCCUACAUGUACAUUGUACGUCUCGUCAACCGAAAUUAUAACCCCAAUGACUUUUUCACAGAUAGAGUGCAUGGCUGGCUGUGCAUUCAAUAUGUAUCGUGCUACACUACUCGAUCUCCAUGUAUGUUCGUUAUUGCGCUAUACUACAUCCUUUUUCUGCCGUAUCGGAAUUUUCAUGAAUUUCCAAA
This is a messenger RNA of Sycon ciliatum, 3603 nucleotides long. Its product is annotated as UBX domain-containing protein 6-like. Gene Ontology annotation, cellular component: cytoplasm. Lineage: Eukaryota; Metazoa; Porifera; Calcarea; Leucosolenida; Sycettidae. The transcript is spliced from 4 exons. Bases 416 to 1867 code for a protein of 483 amino acids. The record is from RefSeq and is a predicted model, not a curated record. Gene Ontology annotation, molecular function: protein binding.